Erigeron canadensis is the source of this 788-nucleotide messenger RNA. Its product is annotated as glycine-rich protein 2-like. Lineage: Eukaryota; Viridiplantae; Streptophyta; Magnoliopsida; Asterales; Asteraceae. The record is from RefSeq and is a predicted model, not a curated record. The transcript has a single exon. Gene Ontology annotation, molecular function: zinc ion binding; nucleic acid binding. The coding region runs from base 118 to 684 and encodes 188 amino acids.
ACGCACCACCCUAAAUUCUUAAAACAGAUAAAUUUCAUUCGAUCUAUUUUUAAAUUCUAUUCACUACUUUUCUUCAUAUAUAUUUUAUAUCUAAGUUGUGUAUUUUCAGUAGUUUUCAUGGCAGAAAUCACAAGAUAUGAAGGGACCGUGAAGUGGUUCAAUGGCCAAAAGGGUUUCGGGUUCAUUGCUCCAUCAGAUGAGGGUGGUGAUGAUCUCUUUGUCCAUCAGACGGAAAUCAAGGCCGAGGGAUUUCGGUUCCUUAGAGAUGGACAAAGAGUAGAGUUUUCAAUUGAUGUCAGUAGUGACGAUGGGCGAAAAAAGGCUGUGGAGGUUGUGGCUCUUGGUAGAACAAGAACACAUCAACCAGGGCCAAGACGUGGAGGCCGUGGGAGAAGGGGCAAAUAUAGAGGAGGAUUUGAUGGCGGUGCUAGUACUGUAAGAGGUGGGAGGUUUGGAGAGGGUGACAAUAUUGGUGAUGGCGGUGGAGUUGCUAGUCCCGAAUGUUACAACUGUGGACGUGUUGGUCAUUUUGCUAGAGAUUGUUAUCACGGUAGUAGUGAUCGAGGCUAUGACAAUAAUGCUCGUGGUGGUGGAGGAAGCAAUCGUGGUGGCCGAAGUGGAGGAUGUUAUCGAUGCGGAGAGGAAGGACAUUUUGCAAGAACAUGUCCUAAUGACCAAGUGUAAUGAACAUAGAUUGUCCAUAUUUUUUCUCUUUACAAAACGUUACAUGUUUUUUGUUUCUUUAAUAUUUUUGGGGGUAUUUUAUGCAACAAAUGAAUUUUCCGAUA